Molecule: messenger RNA, 1664 nt
Organism: Polyodon spathula (Mississippi paddlefish)
Lineage: Eukaryota; Metazoa; Chordata; Actinopteri; Acipenseriformes; Polyodontidae
Product: tricarboxylate transport protein, mitochondrial-like
Exons: 9
Coding region: 74-1348 (424 amino acids)
Biological process (GO): mitochondrial citrate transmembrane transport
Source: RefSeq, a predicted model, not a curated record
AGCGAAGCUAUAAUCCAAUCGGGCGCUGCUGCUCAUUAAUAUUAAGAAGAUCUCAUGAAUAUGUAUCACCCGAAUGGGCGUGGUGUCCAAUCAUAAUGAAGUAACGGGAGGCUAUGGAAAUGUCCCGGUUGCAUAUUCAUACGCAGUUAUCAUUCGUGUCUGUGCUUUCCUCGCUGCUGGGGCGGGUUGCCUGUCUUGCGUUGUUUUCACGCAGCGCAUUCAUUCAGUUGUAUUAGAGAUCUGUGCGUGUUUCAGGGAAGACAUAAUGUCGUCUUUGAUAAAGCCGUUCACAGUAAGCGAGGGACCCUGCAGUUUGAGACCGGGAUGCACACGCCCUACCGCGGCACUGGACCCGAAUCGGAUCCGGGGUUCGGUCCCAGCCGCCGCCGACAGACUGGCUGGUUCUGGCGGUUCGGUACCUGGGUUGGAUCCGAGGAGGAGAGCCUUGUCUGCAGCGGCUCCCGGGCGAGGGAAAGUAACUCACCCGGGCAAAGCUAUAUUAGCAGGUGGACUGGCCGGGGGUAUUGAGAUCUGUAUCACCUUCCCCACGGAGUACGUGAAAACUCAGCUCCAGCUCGACGAGAGAGCAAACCCGCCGCGCUACCGAGGGAUCGGUGACUGUGUGAAGCUGACUGUGCAGGACCAUGGGGUCCGGGGGCUGUACCGCGGCCUGAGCUCUCUGCUGUAUGGGUCCAUCCCCAAAUCAGCUGUGAGGUUCGGGAUGUUUGAGCUCCUCAGUAACCAGGCCCGGGAUGGCAGUGGGAAGCUGGAUAACACUCGCAGCCUGCUGUGUGGCCUGGGUGCUGGGGUGGCAGAGGCUGUGAUGGUGGUUUGUCCCAUGGAGACUGUCAAGGUGAAGUUCAUCCAUGACCAGUGCUCCUCCAACCCCAGAUACAGAGGGUUCUACCACGGCGUGCGGGAGAUCAUUCGAGACCAGGGGCUGCGUGGGACGUACCAGGGGCUGACAGCCACAGUGCUGAAGCAAGGAUCCAACCAGGCCAUUCGCUUCUACGUGAUGACGUCGUUUCGCAACUGGUACAAAGGUGACGACCCCCACAGAGAGAUGAACCCCUUCGUGACGGCCGUGUUUGGAGCCACCGCGGGGGCAGCCAGCGUCUUCGGAAACACCCCCCUCGAUGUCAUCAAGACCAGGAUGCAGGGUUUGGAGGCGCACCGGUAUAAGAGCACCCUGGACUGUGCUUACCAGAUCCUGCGCAACGAGGGACCCCAGGCGUUUUACAAGGGGACUGUCCCGCGGCUGGGCAGGGUGUGCCUGGACGUGGCCAUCGUUUUCGUCAUCUAUGAGGAGGUGGUGAAACUGCUCAACAAAGUCUGGAUAACUGACUGAGAGAGUCCAGCCAGGACACCUUAUCUGAGCCUUAAUGUCAUCUAACAGGACAACAAAUACCAAUGCCUGUGAAAAUAACAUCCCUGCCACGAGCAAGGACAGUGUGUGUUGCCUUGAACUCAAGUGGCAGUGGCCCCCAAAAUCAUGCUUGCUGCAGUAGUCUUAGCUUCAUAGGCCACUUAUCAUCAAGCGUUGCUGCGUGCCAAUACGCUUUCUCUUAAUUGUUAAGCGUUAAUUGUUAAACUGACUGUUUUUUUUUUUUAUUACUUGAAGUGAGGCUCAGAGUUUACAAUAAAACAAAGGUGGUUAAGUGGUU